AUGGACAAUCCUAGAAAUAGAAGAUGGAUGCAUUGUGAUAGAGUUAGUAAAGAAUAUUUGGAUGGAGUAGAGGAGUUUAUAAACCAUGCCUUUUCUGAAAAACAAGAUGGAGAAAAAAUUGCAUGUCCUUGUACGGAGUGUGUGCUUAUCCAUCAAGUAAACCGGACUACAACAUAUGAUCAUCUUGUGAUUAAUGGUAUUAUGCCAUCAUAUGAUACUUGGUUUUGUCAUGGUGAGUCUCUAAAGGGAUCAAACAAUGCUCAAGCAAAUAAUCGCAGCCAAUCAACUUUAAGGGGCGAUGAUAUGACAGGAAUGAUACAUGAUGCUUUUGGAGGUUUUACACAGUUCAUGGAUAUUGACGUUAGUGAAGGGGGUGACAUAGCGGAUAACGUACAAGAGAAUACUGCUAAUCCAUCUGGAAAUCAACCGCAUCCAGAGGUGGAUAAGUUUGAACGGCUCAUGAAGGAGGCAAAUGAAGAACUAUAUCCAGGAUGUAAGAAAUUUAGCAAAAUGUCCUUUUUGAUGCAUCUUACCGAUGCGCUGCCUGAAGGUGAAAAAUUGACUCCUUCUUUCUAUGAGACCAAAAAGAUAGUUGAAGGCUUGGGCUUAAAGUAUGAGAAAAUUCAUGUUUGUCCCAAUGAUUGCAUGCUUUUUAGGAAAGAGUUUGCUAAUAAGAAUGUCAAUAAAUGCAAUAUUUGUGGAGCUUCUAGAUGGAAAAAUGAUGCUAGAAAAAUCCCAGCCAAGGUCCUAAGGUUUUUUCCUUUAAAACCACGGCUACAAAGACUGUUUAUGUCUUCGGAAACUUCUAAAGCAAUGCGUUGGCAUCAUGAAGAGCGCAACAAAGAUGGAGUUCUACGACAUCCUGCAGAUUCUGAAGCUUGGAAAAAAUUUGAUAGUAAAUAUCCCGAAUUUGUUGGAGACCCUCGCAUAGUGCGCUUAGGAUUAGCUUCUGAUGGGUUUAAUCUAUUUGGCACAAUGCGAACUGUUCAUAGCACAUGGCCAGUGAUUUUAAUGCCAUAUAAUCUUCCUCCAUGGAUGUGCAUGAAACAAGAGUUCUUCAUUCUGUCCUUACUUAUUCCUGGACCCAAACCGUCUGGCAAUAAUAUCGAUGUACUUUUGCAACCUCUAAUAAAAGAGUUAAAUGAAUUAUGGAAUGUUGGAGUAGAAACAUACGAUGCCUCUACUAAGGAGAUAUUUCAAAUGCGAGCAACUCUCAUGUGGACUAUAAAUGACUUUUCUGCAUAUGGUACUUUCUCUGGAUGA
Nicotiana tabacum (common tobacco) is the source of this 1263-nucleotide messenger RNA. The record is from RefSeq and is a predicted model, not a curated record. NCBI's taxonomy places the organism in Eukaryota, Viridiplantae, Streptophyta, Magnoliopsida, Solanales, Solanaceae.